CUGAGAUUCCUGCGGGUGACGAGUGACCGGGAGGAGGCACUGAAGAUGCUGGAGGCUGCUGAUGGACGCGCCUCCACCAUCCGCACUCAGGCGUCCACCAUCACGCAGUACCAGAUCAGGUUUCAGAUGCCAGUGUGUCCCUUCAAGGAGCUGGUGGAGGUGGAGGAAGAGAUCUCCCUCAAGAUGCUGCUGUGGCGGUCCAUGUCCGAGUGGGAAGAGCUGACGCGGCAGUGGUAUCAGAGUGAAGUGCGGGGACUGGACGUGACCCAGGUGACGCAGGUGACCCUCGAGUACCGCGCCAAGGUGGACUACCUGAUGAACGCCACGGAGCACAGUGACGUGCUGCUCCACCUGCACGGCCUCGUCACUCACCUGCAGGAUAAGCUGCCGGUUCUGGAGGCUCUCACGGACUCUGCUCUGCGGCCAAGGCAUUGGGAGGAGAUUGAUGCCGCCUUAAGCCAGCCGCUGCCACCUGCCUUCACCCUGGCACAUGUGGACGAGCGCAGGCUACACGAGCAUGCCCACACCCUGCAGCAGGUGGCCCACACUGCGCAGCUACAAAGAGAAAUGGAAAACCGUCUCAACCAGGUGCAGCAGAAGUGGGAGGCGGCCGAGGUGCCUGUGCGGGACUUCAUCAGGAAGGACGUGUACAUACUGGGGGAUCUCGCGCCUUUGGACUCCCUGCUGCUGGAGACAGAGCUCACCCUGCACCUGCUGCUCCACUCUCAGCACUCCCUCCACAUCAAGCGCGAGACUGUGCGCUGGAAGAACACCCACACCAUCAUCAAACACACUCUUUUUGCACUUCGGGAGUUUGAGGAGGAAUGGCUGUCCCUUGAUCCUGUCCUCACCACCUGCGUCGCCCACGAAGUCUUCCCCCUGCACGCCGCGACCUUCGCCAGCGCCUCCACCUUCUGGACUGGUACUUUAGCCAGGAUGAAGGAGGAGCCGAGCAUCUUGAAGCAUCUGCGUGGCGGGAUGCUGCACGAGGAGAUGAUGCAGCACAAGAGUCAGCUCCUGGGCCUGAGGGUGUGCCUGGCGCCCCUGCUUGCCAUGCGCAGACAGACGUGCCCUCGCCUCUUCCUGCUACCCGACUCUGAUCUCCUGGAGUUGCUGACUAAAGGGCAGGAGCCCGCGGUGUGCCACAAGUACCUCGGCAGGCUCUUUCCCGGGGUGGGUCGUUUGGUGCACGGCCGUGACGGCAAGAUCGUGGCUCUCGUGUCGCCACAGGAGGAGGUUCUUCAGCUGGCCAAGCCCGUGCUGGCACACCACGGCGUGGAGGACUGGUUGGGGCGAGUGGAAAGCGCCAUGAGGGCCUCUCUUAAGCGUCUCGUCCUCAAACACGUGCAUCAAGAUAGUGUCGGCUUGGACUGUUCUUUACUUCCUCUGCAGGUGGUGGACGUGUGUCGCCGCAUCCUGUGGCACAAUGAGGUGCUGGCGGCUCUGGACGCUGCUGAUCAAAACUCAGAGAAGCCAGACAUCGAUGGCGUGUUGCAGGGAGUGACGCAAGAUCUGGAGGCGCUGACGAAGGCGACGAAGGAAGAGGACAGGACCAGCACACCUCUAAGAGCUGCACGUCUUGCAUUCCUCAUCACGACGAUGUUGGAAUUGCGGGACACCACCUCCAGGCUGGUGCGAGACCAGCCCUCUUCCAGGUGCGCGUACUCGUGGGUGCAGCACCUGCGCCACCACGUCACGGGAGAGAGGCGAGGCGCAGGUGUGCAGGUUAGUGUGGGCGUGGACACUCUUGAUUACGGCUACGAAUAUCAGGGCGUAGCCACAGCCGCUGUACCCACGCCCAACACGCUGCGAGCCCGCCAUUGCCUCCUCACGGCAGCCGCCAGAAGAAAGUGUGGCGUGGCAGUGGGCGGCGUGGGCGGUGGCAAGACGGAGACUGUGUGGGAGGUUGCGCGUGCGGCGGGGCAAUUCAUGGCUACCCUCACCUGCAGCCCCAACACCUCCGCGCAGAGUCUCCAGAGUGUAGUAAGUGGUGGGAUUCAGGGCGGUUUCUGGCUGCUGCUGGAAGAGGCUGCUCUUCUACCCUCUGCCCUGGUGUCGCGCCUCGCUCAGUACCUGCACAGCGUCCGCCACACAAAGGCCAACGCUCUCAAGAGGUGUCUCGUCGAUGGCCAGGAGAUGAAGGUGGUGGAUUCCUUCAGUCUGUUCCUGACGGUGACGUGUCCCAGUAAUGUCUUGGGUGCACUGCCGCCUCCCUGCCCGCUCCUCAACCACUCCAUUGCGCCCCACCUCUCCCCAGUCACCGUAUGUCUCCCUAGCACUGAGACCAUGCUGGAGGUGGUGCUGCGUGGCCAGGGCCUCGCCGUGUCCUCAGAGUUCCUGCAGAAAGUACGGGAAUGUUUCGCUCACCUCACCUCCCUCCGCCCUGAUGGUUCCUUCUUUUCCACUGUGAGGUUAAUCCGGGCUGUGGCGCGCGUGUGUAGCGACAUCAGGUGCUCCGGGGGUCGUGGUGAAGCAUUCCUGGGUGGGCGUGACGGCGGGGAAUGUCGUGAAGGCAGCACAUCAGAGAGCAACAUGACAGAUCCAUUGGCCGCUACACAGCGCUGGAUGCAUCACCCAACACCCUUCUCCCUGCCCCGGACCGAUGAAGGCGUUGUAAUGCACGCGCUGUACGUCGUAGUGACGCCUCUGCUAAGUGGCGUGGAUAAAGAAUGGCGCAGGUUUUUCAGGGGUCAUUUUGAUCUGGAAUAUGCAAGUCGUGAGUCGCUGCUACAGGAGAUGGAGGAGUGCCUGCGUGAGGUGCUGCUCGAGUGUGGUUACGGCGAGACACCCGAAGUGGUAGCUUGCCUUGAACAGGGAGGAGGCGCCCCCAGCCAUGAGGAACAUGCGGAGGGAGGCUCAACGAGGAAACAGACAAGCUCCAAAAAUCUGAGCACGCACGGCGGCACCCUAUUGGCGGCGGCCCUCAACCUGUACUCCGUGCUGGCAGUGCACGGGUGCUGCUGCCUCAGGGCGCCUCCAGCGACAGGCAAGACCACUGUCUGGAGGGUGUUGGCGGCGGCGAUGAACAGGCGAGGAGGGAAGGGUGCAUCGCGGCGAGUUAGAGUGCGAGUUGUUGCCUGUGGUGCCUUCACGAGGACACACCUGCUGGGGGCGUGGCGGGAAGGGGGACGGGCCUGGAGGAAGGGCGUCCUAUUCUCCUCUCUCUCCCAGACCCAUCACGUGAGCAAGAACGAGCAGUGGGUGGUAGUCGUGGGUCCCUUCCCGCGUGGAGUGCUGUCAGCCCUGGCCACGCUCUGCCACCCUUGCCCGAGCGUCACUGACGACGCCCUGCACCACCUCACGCCGCCACAAGGCUUCAAACUGAUUCUCGAGACGGCCGCCGGGGAGGACCUCACUCCCCUCAUCCUUGUUAGGUGUCCAGUGUUGGAGAUGUCCGAGGAGGAGAUGGUGAUCGGUCAAGCUGCUGACGGGGCUCUGAGGGUAAUGGCUGGAGCGUUGCAGAGCUUUCAGUCUGCAACACUGUUGGCUCAGUGUCGCUCUGCACUCACUGACGGUCUACGCUCCCUCGGCCUCCCCUCCACCUCUAUGCAAUGCGUGGCGCAAUGUGCUUGUCGCUUGUUGGAGGGGCGGCUGACACCCACAGCGCCACCCGAGGAGGUGACGGAGGCCUUGACACAGGUGCUAGACCUUCUGCACACCGCCAGAUACCCGCACCUGCACCCUCCUGACGGGUCCUACACACCCGCCAGACUGGACUCCAGGAGCCCCGCGCCCUCAGAUGCUUUCCUGGACUUUCCUGGACGAGUGGUGGCCAUUCCAGAGUUCCAAGCCGGUCUCUCCCUUUUGCCGCAGCUUCUGGAUGCCGCUUGCCCGCUCCUCCUCCACUCUAAGCCUGGCCACGGACUCAGUACCUUCCUCGACAUCUUCGAGCGGAACCUUGCCCCUGCUACUCAUGUCAUCCGCUUCCGAUGCACGCCACUGACAACAUCUGAGGACCUCUUUUCCUCCAUGAUUGGCUCUUUGCUUCCUUGUCCACUGCAGAAAAACCAAUCACAGCAGGCCUCCAGACGUCCUCUCAGCAAUCGUUGGAGGACAGUGGAUGACGAAGCCCGGGAGGGAGUGCGAGGUCUGGCCCCCGGCGACGAGGGUUUCUCUCUGUUAAUACUGGAGGACGCUCACCUGCAGCUGGAAGCAGACGGUGCUUCAGGAACAAUCUGUGAGACCUUCAGACAUUUGGUGGAGUGCGGGGAGGUGAUGUGCCCCACGUCAGGCCAGAGGUAUCGUCUGCAGCGGGUUGUUCCUAUCCUCACGCUCUCCACGACCGCCGCCCCCGAGGACUUGGUUCCCGCCAGGAUCCUGAGGCACUGUGUCUUGAUGCAGCUCCCGCACAUUGCCGCCGCCACCUGCGAAUACAUCAUUAAGGUGUGCCUUCAGGACGUGCUUGUAGAAAUUGACGAAGAUAAUUACUUGCCUGAGACGACGCGAGCCGUAAUUCAGGAGCUGUACGAGGAUUUACAGGAGCCCUCCUCCUCCCUCACCCCCUCGCCAGCCCUCACUCAGCCACCGCGACUGGACUCACACUCAUCGGGUGCUAACGAGGCUCCCGCUCCUGUUGCCGAGGAGAAGAGGGAGGGCACCGCUGAUUCAGCAGGUCGUGGAGGCUGUGCGGAAGGCUCCAUCAGCACUGAGGGCAGCAGCAUCACAGUUCCAGGUCAGUCUCAAGAGAAAGCCACAAGCUCCACGGAGGAAAGCAUCGUAGGGCCCCUAAGGGUUCCUAUCCAAGGCAGCAGCACUGAGGUUGAGGGGCUGGUGGCGGUCCCCAACCUCCACCACCUUUUGCAGCUGAUUGAGGCUGUUCGGAGGAAUUCUUGUUACCUGCAGCUAACGAUGGGCCAGGCGGCAUCCCUCCUCACCUUCGAGGCCGGCAGGGUGUUCAGCAGCGUUAUCUCCUCCGAGGCAGUACUCAGGAAGAGAAUCAGUGGUGUCAUCAAGAAGUAUUUUGAAGAGGUGGAGCGUGUGGCGUGGUGGCCCGGCGUGACAGAGGAAGGCAAGAGAACCAUGACUCACACCAGGGAGUACAGCGAGGCGCUCAGGGGCGUGCAGUACCCUGAGGGGCUGCAGCCCAUCAUGUUCACACAAGCGCAUUAUGAGGCGCUGCUCAAGCUGGUGCUCACGCUGGAGACGGUGAGUGGGCACGCCGUGGUGCUGGGACCGCCAGGCGUGGGCAAGAUGUCUCUCGCGCGUCUGGCAGCCUACAACACCCGUGCCAGAGUGUAUUUCCUGGACGACCAGCGAGAGGAGGCCGGGAGGGUGGCUGCCAUCAGGGCGGCGGUGCAGGCCUCGGGUGUCGGGGGACGUCGCACUGUCAUCCUCCUGCGGCAACACGCCCUCACGCCCGCGCUGCUCGACGUGCUGCACGGUCUUGCCCACACAGGAUGGAGUGAGGGACUAUGGGAUCCUCUCAGGGUUCGAGGGCUGCUUGAGGGCAUCAGACAGAAGAGCAGCAAGAGUCCUCGUCCACACGAGAAUCGAUGGAUGACUUACCUGGAAGAGGAGGAGCUGGCCGCCCUGAAGCACAGGCUUAUCACAAACGUCAGGAGGAAUCUUCACAUCGUUCUCAUCAUUUAUUCCCGUCAGGUCAGCGAGGAGUGGUGUCGCCGCUACCCACCACUGCGCAGCCGCUGGGUGUGGGUGCGGCUGGACGACUGGGCUAAUGAGACCCUAAGGGAAGUGGCCAGACGAAUUUUCAUUCCGGCAGAGUUGCCGCCCCACAUCCUGCACCAGAUGCAGGUCGCCCUUCCCGCCAUACAUCAGCUUCUGAAAAAGGAGGAGGCACUGACAGUGACGGUAGCGGACUUCGUGGAGGCUUGUCGGGUGACGGUGAAACUAUUAGCCCACCGCAGGACACAGCUGCGGGAUUCCCUGGCUCUCUUCAAGGGCGGCAUGGACAAAUUGCAAGAAACAAGUGGGAACGUCGAGGAGCUAAAGGGUGAACUUGCGGAGCUGGAGCCCGAGCUGAAGGCGACGCAGGAGGAGGGCCAGCGACUGACUCACGCCCUAGCACAGCAGCGGACCCAGGUGUCGCAGAUCAGGGACCAGAUGGUGUCUCUGGAGGAAAGAGUCAAGGAGAAGUGUGAGGCUGUGAGUGCCAUGAACGAGGAGGUGGUGCAGGAGGUGGGGGAGACUGUGCCCGGCCUCGAGGCAGCGGAGAAGGCGAUCAAGGCCCUGGACAAGAAAGAUUUGGUUGAGGUGCGCGUCCUCAACAAGCCUCCGGACCUCGUGCUUCUCGUGAUGGAACCGAUCUGCAUCCUCCUCAACACCAAGCUGGAGUGGGCGGCCAUGAAGACUCUGCUGGGGGAUCCGUCAAUGAUGAAGAGGCUGGUGGAGGUGGAGAAGGACUCCCUCAGCGAUGCCACUCUCAGGAAGCUCAAGAAGUACACCGAGAGUCCUAAAUUCCUCCCGGACGAGGUGGGAAAGGUGUCCAAGCCGUGCCGGCCGCUGUGUGCGUGGCUGAAAGCUUUGGAACAUUACGCCCAGGUGUUGCGGAACGUUGAACCCAAGAAGAUGCGGCUGAGCGAGAUGGAGCGUGAGCUGAGCACCAUCCAGCUAGAACAGAGACAGCUGCAGCAACAGCUUGGCCAGAACGAGCGGGAGCUGAGUGAGCUGCAGGCGCGCUACGAAGGCUGUGUAUGUCGGCGGCAGCAGCUGGAGGGCGGCAUCAAGCGGGCCUCGGCGCGGCUGCAACGGUGCACGCGUCUCACCACCGUGCUGGCCGACGAGGACUCCCGCUGGUCCGCCAAGAUCAAGGUGUUGAUGGAGGAAGUGGAGAACGUGUACGGGGAGUGUGCCCUGGGCGGCGUGGCUGUGGCGUACCUGGCGGCGCUUCCCGAGUCUCAUAGGAACGACCUCCUGCAGCAGGCGCUGUCCAUCCUCACCGCCAGCUGCAUCGACACUCCGAAGAAGUCCAACCUGGUGGAGACACUGAGCACCUCCGAGAUCCGGGAGGAGUGGACAAAGGCAGAUCUUUAUCCUGACCCCGCAUGCUACUUGCAUGCGGCCUUCGUCACCGCCGCCGCCCGGAGGACCCUUGUGUUUGACCCUGACUACAUGUGCGUGCGGUGGUUGCGGCGCCUGAGAGAGAACAUCGCUGGGGGUGUGGCGGUGCUGCAUGCUGGAGACGAGUCUCUCCCUUCGCGGGUGUUGGCAGCUGCUCGCAGCCGCCGCCCGAUGCUGAUACUCCAUACCCCUGCCAGCCUCACGUACAACCUCCGGAAGGUGCUGGAGGUGCCGCCAGUGGUGCAGACUUCUGACGGGGAGCGCGUGGAGGUGACGAUCGUUCUGGUGACCGGCAGCGCCUCACCCAAACUGCCGCCUGACAUGUGUGUUCACCUUACCCGCGUGUCCUUCGCCCUGCCGCCCCUCGUGCUGGAGGAACGCCUCCUCAAUGACGUGCUGAAGAUCGAGCGUGAAGACCUGUACGAGCAGCGCGCCAACUUGACGGCCAGCAUUUCGCGGGACCAGAAGGCGCUCACGGCAGUCGACGACAACAUUCUGAACAAACUUACGCAGGCAGCGACGGCGCUGCUUGACAACGAAGAACUCCUCGCGGCCUUCUAUGAGGCCAAGUCCACGUCAGCAGAAUUCCGGACCCGGCUGGCGGAGAGUCGGCGAACUCUGCAGAAGAUCGGCAACGUGCGGGAUAAGUACCGGCCAGUGGCCACCAGGGCCAGGCUUCUCUUUUCCGCCAGCACAGCCCUCAGGAGUCUCAACCCCAACUACGUCUUUUCUCUCCAACACUUCCUCCACCUGUUUUCCGUGUGCAUCACUAGCGGGGACAGAACUGAGGCGUUAAGCUUUGACCAACGAAUCGAUUCCCUGGUGAAGAGUGUGACUCAGAUGGUGGUGACACAUGUGAGCCGCGCCCUCCGCCCCACCCACCGCCUCGCCUUCACCACCUCUCUCUGCGCUGCCAUCGCCGCUGAGCAGGGCACCCUCAGGCGCGCGACUUGGGCUGCCAUUCUCGAUCCCAACUGUUACGACGAGGCCGCCCUGCUGAAGGCCGUGGUGGCACAGGAAGGCGAGUUCGACCCCAUAGCCAGUGACCUGCUGCGAGGAGUCCGCCUGCACCUCAUCCUUCACGACCUGGUCACGGACGUGGGGCUGAGUGGGAGUCGCGGAAUGGCUGAGGCGCCGCGAGGAAGGAUCUCAGACUUCAACGCCUUAAUGCUCCUGCGAAUAUCCAAACCCCGUUUGCUGGUGGCGGGGGCGCGUGAGGUGGUAAACUCCACGCUAAGCGAUACCUCACUUCUGAAGCCGGACCUUUCCCUCGUCAGGAUGCUGGGGCAGGAGGAACGCAAGCAACCAGUACUGGUGUGGACAGACUACGGGCGAGACGUGGGUGAGGAGGUGCUGGGCGUGGCACAGGCUCGUGGACUGGGCGGCAUCACGCGGGUCAUUACGGCGCCCACGCGUACCAAGGAGGAAGCUGGUGGCGAGAUGGGGAGGCCGCCCCUCGCCGCGCUGCUGGGAACCGUCGUGCAGCAGGGGGGCUGGGUCCUCGUGCAGGGUGCUGACUCUCCCGAGGUUCUGCCGACGUUGUUGGGAGCCAUGACGAACCUCGAGUCCCCGGAUAUCAAGGUACACGAGGAUUUCCGGCUGUUGGUAUCCGUUUCGGAGGACAAGACGGCGCCCUCUGAUCUCACCUUGCUUGGCCGCCCACUCUUCGCGCCCCCCGCACCCACCCUCUCCGCCACCCUCGCUGCCGUGGCCGCUCUCUUCAGUUCCCACGACUACAGCCACCACUACCUGGGAGGCGCGUGGCGGCGAGCAGUGUGGCAAGUGGCGACCGCUCACACCAUCAUCGCCGUCACGAGGCACUGGCAGGGUAACCCGAGCCUCCCUCUGCGUCCACCUUCCACACAUACGCCCAGGACGCAGGUGGCGAGUGAGGAACGGUCUCUUACUCCUUCUACAACGUCUGGUGUAGGGGACGAGGCAGAGGAGAAGGACGGGGAUGAGGACGAAGAGGAAGGAGGAGUAGGAGAACACAGGAGCCUCAAUGGACACCUCAGCCUGGCGAUGGUGGGCCAAACUCUCGCCUGCCUGCACAAGCUGUCCCUGCAGUGGCCCCUCGACGACCCCACGCUCAUCACCUUCCUCGACGUGGUGUACGGGCGGCGCAAGAUGUGGCGUCGGCCGGUGCUCAGCCUGCCUCGCGAAGUGGGGCUCGUGUCGAGGGAGGCAGCGCUCAGCAUCGUCACUUCGCACCUUACCUCUUGCCUCCCGAGACUCCAUAACCUCACGCUGGACGUGGAGUACCGAGCCUUCCAGGAGGACCUCGCCGCCAUCGCAGCACACAUCUUCGCCGCCGAGCCUCCCGCCGCAGAAGAGUGAGCUGUCCAAGUGGAUCCACAAGAGCUGAAGAAACUCAGAGGAGCUCAGAUGGAAAAACAAUUCUGCUCAAAAUUAUAGAGAAAAGAGGGAGAAAUAGUGAUAAAUGAACGAAAAGACGUCAUGAAUGGUAGCGAGAAAUCAACCUGUUUGUGUUAUCAUUUAGUUGCAUAGCGUGUAUAGAAAGCUCGAGAAUAGUACUAAGUAAAAGACUCCCUUACCUUGGAGUUACCUGGGCGACAGACGAAGCAUUGCAUUUCCCAGGUGAGGAAGCAGUCCCGCCGGGCCAAGGUCGUGCGGCAUCACCUUGCACGUUCCCAUCACAAACUGGCCACUUCUGCCUCAUAAACUUGCUCGUUAAACUGCCGUGUUUACUGCAGUGUUUGCAGCAGCAAGUGAUGAUGGCUGGGUUACUGGCCUGCUGAUUCCCCACCUUACCCUAAAUCUUGGCCCGUUCUCCCUCCCCACCAUUCCUACCCCACCGCAUACUCCGAACUCCCGCUAUCCGAGGUAUCCAGCUCAUAGUUUCAAGGUUACAUCAACACGCCGGACGCUGCACCACCCAGGAUCAUUAUUCAGUUUUUCUUCUACUUAAACAAAUAUACUUUCGAGCGAAGACUAAGACGAACACUCCAGCGGCACCAGGAAGGAGGAAACAUGCAUGGCUGAGCAAUGGAGCUUAUAACGAAUUCAAGCAGACUGUGUUGAUGUUAAUCGUGUGACAUUUAUUUCAAGGAUAUCCUGCCUCCUCUGAACUGUUUUGCGUUGAUCUAAACUGAUAGAAACUGAAUUUAUCCGGAAGUAUUUUCAUAGGCGUAUGUACGUAUGCUACCCGCCAACACCCUCUCAGAAACGCUCUCCCUCUUCCACAGCCUUCAUAUGUAAACAGUGUCAUAUCUGUGUACCGAAACGCCACCACCUCGAGCCAUUGUAUGUGUGAUUCACUGUAAGUAUCCAGCGUCUUGAGAUGCGUGGCGAGAGAGUGAGCCCAUCCGCGCCACCAAGGAUACCUCCAGUCAAGGCCAAGAAGGGGAACCGAGACUUUUCAGUAGGAAGAGUCGCGCAGAUGUUCGGAAUUAAAGAUGAAGGUUGCAGAGGCCAUGAAGAUUGAACGGGAUAUGGUGGCACCCCAGGAGGAAAAAACGUAAAGAUGAAGGAAGCACUGCAAUAUUAAUUAAGCUUUACACUUGUAAGACGACUUAAACAAACUUUGUAAAGACAUCAACCGUAAAUUUGAAUAUGGUGUUGGAUAGAGAGAGAGAGAGAGAGAGAGAGAGAGAGAGAGAGAGAGAGAGAGAGAGA
Molecule: messenger RNA, 10653 nt
Organism: Scylla paramamosain (green mud crab)
Lineage: Eukaryota; Metazoa; Arthropoda; Malacostraca; Decapoda; Portunidae
Product: dynein axonemal heavy chain 6-like
Exons: 52
Coding region: 46-9354 (3102 amino acids)
Biological process (GO): cilium movement involved in cell motility
Cellular component (GO): dynein complex; 9+2 motile cilium
Molecular function (GO): minus-end-directed microtubule motor activity; dynein intermediate chain binding; dynein light intermediate chain binding
Source: RefSeq, a predicted model, not a curated record